Caenorhabditis elegans is the source of this 1239-nucleotide messenger RNA. RefSeq names its product MATH domain-containing protein (gene math-25). Bases 1 to 1239 code for a protein of 412 amino acids. The record is from RefSeq and is marked reviewed. The transcript is spliced from 7 exons. Lineage: Eukaryota; Metazoa; Nematoda; Chromadorea; Rhabditida; Rhabditidae.
AUGGCAGGUAAACUAUUUUUCUUAGUUCACACAUUCAACGAUAUAUCAAAACUCGGAAAUGGAAAACGCUAUUAUAGCGAUAUUGAAAAGCGACACAACAUUCCAUGGAGACUCUGUAUUUUCAAAAAAGAAGGUUUCCUUGGACUGAACCUGCAUUGCGAGACGAAAGAAUGUUUUGAAAAGAAAAAGUGGUCGUUUCAAACGAAAUUCACAAUGAAGCUAGUAGCUGUCAGUGGGAAAUUCUUCCGACGGACUGUACAAUAUGAAUUCCAAAAGCCGGAAGGACAUGGAAUGGAUAAAUUCAUAAGUUGGGAGAAUAUGCUAAGGGAUUAUGUUGAUAAUGAUAGUAUUAUCAUUGAAAUCCAUGCUAAUAUUGUUCGAAGUACGGGUUUCUUUGAACGAAAAUAUUUCAAGUAUUUGCAACCUAAUUCUGAUGAUACAUUUGUGCUAAAACAUACAUUCAAGAACAUUUCGAGAUUUCUACAGUAUGAAGCAGAUCAUAGUGAUUCAGAAGAACAUUUCAAUAUUCCAUGGAGAGUGGAAAUAAGAAAAUUAAAUGAAUUCCUUGCGAUCUAUUUGCUCUGCGAGCAAGAAAUAUGUGAAGAGAGAUCAAUUGAAUGUGUACUCGAAUUUAGAUUGAUUUCUGCCAGCGGAAAAUCUUAUUCAGAUCAGUGCGAUUCUGUUGUUAAAAUGGAAUCAAGUUGGGGAAACCAUUACUUUAUUAGAUGGAAUGAGAUGGAGAAAGAAUAUGUUCAAAAUGACAGCAUUUGUUUGGAAGCUCAUGUAUUAGUGAUCAAUGUCACAGAUAAGCCACGCGAUAUUGCACAUGCAGAAAAAACAUUUGUACUAUCCGACACUGUCAAAAACAUGUCAAGAAUUAAAGAAGGAUGGUUUUACAAUACGAAAAUUCAAAAUCGUUUCAACAUUCCAUGGAGACUUCAAAUUCAAAGACGAGAUGGAUUCGUUGGUCUGUGUCUUUAUUGUUUGAAACUACUAGAUGAAUCCAGAAAAUGGUCAAUUGAAAUUGAAUUUCAAUUGAAAAUAGUUUCAACCAAUGGAAGACGUUUAUUGUGUAGAGGAACAUAUGUGAUUGAAAACCCAAUCUCUUACCAAUGUCUUAUGAUCAUCAGAUGGGACAGUUUGGAGAAAAAAUACAUAAAGCCUUCUGGAUUCACAAUUCCUGUUGGAGAUAAAGAAUAUUCAAUGGAGAAGUGGCUGGAAAUGGCUUUCGAUCACUGA